Lutra lutra (Eurasian river otter) is the source of this 1985-nucleotide messenger RNA. It is a transcript of the gene SDHAF4, whose product is annotated as succinate dehydrogenase complex assembly factor 4. Gene Ontology annotation, cellular component: mitochondrion. Gene Ontology annotation, biological process: mitochondrial respiratory chain complex II assembly. Lineage: Eukaryota; Metazoa; Chordata; Mammalia; Carnivora; Mustelidae. The transcript has 3 exons. The record is from RefSeq and is a predicted model, not a curated record. Bases 96 to 419 code for a protein of 107 amino acids.
AGAGCUCCGCCCCUCCUGCGGGGUGGACCUCGGUCGGUUCCGCUGGCUCCCAGCCUCCCUGCUAGACCCACGGGGACGCUGCGGGAUUUGGCACCAUGUCUGUAUCGAGGCUGGCUCGGUUGCUCGGCUGCGUUCCGGCCACCGCGUGGAGAGCGGCAAGAUCACCCCUCUCAUGUCAUUCUGUGAGGAAAAUGAGUUCUGAAGGAGAAAAAUCCAAACCUAUCAAACAAUCUCUUAAGAAGCCAAAGUUACCAGAAGGUCGUUUUGAUGCACCAGAAGAUUCUAAUUUAGAGAAAGAACCACUGACAAAAUUCCCAGAUGAUAUUAAUCCUGUUACCAAAGAAAAAGGUGGACCCAGAGGCCCAGAACCUACCCGAUACGGAGAUUGGGAACGAAAAGGACGCUGUAUUGAUUUUUAAGACACAUAUAUUAUUAACUUCAGUAUCUUUUUCUGAAUAUGUAGAUCCGAAUUUAUUUCCACUUGUUUGCUUUCUGUAUAUCCUUUAAAUCAUUUAAUUUCUAUAAUGUGUUUAAAAACAUAAAUAAUGCCUUGAAAGAAAAUAUGCUGCUAUAAAGUAAGAAAGUGUAGUAAAAAAAAAAAAAGUAAGAAAGGGGAAAUAGUUCUGUAUUAGCACAUUAAUUUUACUUUAAGUAAAUUGGAGUAUAUAAAUGAUGGUUAGAGCUGCAAACUCAUUUCAUCACAUUUCAGUUUAAUCAGCUGCUUACAAAACGCAAAUGUAAAUAAAACAAGUUUUAAUGAUUUUUAUUGCCACAUGCUAGGUAACAGUGACUUUUUAUGUGUGAGUUAAGUAAUACAUUAUAGUUUGGUAAGGCCAUAGUAACAACAGAAAAUCUAACUCAGACCAGAUUACUUGGGUUCAGAUCCUGACUCUGCUACUUAUUAGCCAUGUGAUCUUGGAAACGUUAUUUAACUUCUCUAUACCUCAGUUAUCUUCAUGUAUAAAUUGGAGUUAAUACUAGUUCUACCUCAUAGGGUAGUGGGAAGAUAUUUAAAUGAGUAAGUACAUGUAAACCACUUGGAACAGUGCGUAGCACAUACUCUCACUGUAAGUGUAGCUGUCCUUCAAUUUUAAAUGUAUUUUUCCAAAUCUCUAGGCUUUCUGUGGGGAAAUAUUAAGAAACCAAGUUUGGAAUACUUGAACUGAAAUUGUUUUAUAUGAAUAUAGCAUUAAAAAUCAUUACUUGGAAAAUUAGUGAUUUUUUGCAUGGAUGAACUGAGCUGAAAUACAUACUAGUUUGUUAAACAUAAAAUUUAGAUACAGAGGGUCAAUAAAAUUUAGAUACAAAGCAGAGGAUGAAAUGGGCCAGCUUAGUCAGUUUUGAUGACUCAAAAGCUCUUCUGUUGUGGCCUUUGGAUAACUGGGUCAUGAAAAAGUCAUAUCCAGUUUACAGCUGUGGAAUGAAGGAAGACUUGGAAACUGCUGGGCUCGCCUAAGGCAUCCUUCCCCUGGCUUUACUCAGUCCCAGAGAUUGAACCUUCAGCCCCCAGGCUACACUUAAAUUACCUAGGAAGAAAGGGUUUUCAGGGUCUGUAGAAGACAAUGCAGUGGGCUGAUAAUGCUGGGAUAUGACUUAAAGUGCAAUAUUACUUGGGAAAAUUGUAGGCGUUUUAUGCGAGAAUAUAAACUUUCUUAAAAGUGUAUUCUCCUCAGAAACAAACUAAGUGGUGUGGUAAUUGGGUCUAGUCAUUCGGUCUUUGUAUCGGUUCUCUCUCUCUCAGUCAACAUGUGUCCUAAUGGCAGUUACUGUGUAUGCUGCUGAGUAAUAACCACAUUCCUUUAAAAACAUUCCGUCAUUUAGUCAUCGUUCAGUUAGCCCACAUUAGUGAAAGUUUUUAUUAGGUUAACGUUCCAGAAGUCCUUAUGUCAAAUUAUCUUGUAUAGUUUCACCUGUGUGUGGUAAGUGAUACAGGAGAGACAACUUAGAUACUUCAAAAACUAAUACAAAAUAUGUAACAACUGGAA